Messenger RNA from Colossoma macropomum (tambaqui), 845 nucleotides. RefSeq lists its product as uncharacterized. Gene Ontology annotation, biological process: cilium movement. Gene Ontology annotation, cellular component: motile cilium. The record is from RefSeq and is a predicted model, not a curated record. NCBI's taxonomy places the organism in Eukaryota, Metazoa, Chordata, Actinopteri, Characiformes, Serrasalmidae. The transcript is spliced from 5 exons. The coding region runs from base 107 to 820 and encodes 237 amino acids.
CAACUCCGAGCUCUCCACUUCUCCUCCGCUGAGCUUGUCGGAUUCAGACUCUCUGAGUGACAGUGUGGGUCUGAUACCUGCUGAUGAAGACUCCUCUGAUGAAGAGAUGAGGGGAUGUGCAGACAGAGAGCAGGAAGAGGAAGAAGAGGAAGAGAGAAGCACUACAUCUCUCCAUCGUACUGUCUCUCCCACUGGAGACGCUCCUCUCAGCCUGCUGGACUCAGUGCAGGAGACUCCACAUUCAGGCCUUUUCACUGAGCCGUCACAGGCUCUAAUCUCUCUCGCCCAGCGAAAGGCCAGCGAAUCCCAGCACUACCAGGGCCUGGAGGGAUUUCUCACUCUGGGACUCGACCUCAGCUGUGUCCAGCCAAGCCCAGCUCCACCUCACACCCCUACAGAGAGGCGCUCACACUCUCAGGAGCUAAUGACAGUAGGUCAGGGUAGAUGGAGACCGGCCAGCAGUCUCUGCCACUAUGCAGAGGAGGAGCUAGUUUCUGCAGUGAUUAAUAACCAGCCAAUCAGUAACAGCUCACGUUCAGCCACACCCACUGGCAGUGCUACAUUGCGAAGGCUGCAUCUACCAGGUUCCUCCAGCAGAAUCACUCCAACUUUCUCUCCUCCCAACGCUGAGGACUCCGCCAGGACCCCCGAGUUUCGGCCGCUGUCCCGCGCCGCUGUGGAGAUCCUGGAGGUUCAGAGUGUGGAGCGGUCGGAGCUGACGGACUCUGAGGAUGAGGAUGAUGAAGAUGACCGGGCUCUGGCUGGAUUGGAGGAAGAACUCAGAAGGAUGAGUCAUGUGACCCAAAACAGAAGGACAUAAAAAUUCAUGAUGUGGACAAAAAAUA